Caenorhabditis bovis is the source of this 321-nucleotide messenger RNA. NCBI's taxonomy places the organism in Eukaryota, Metazoa, Nematoda, Chromadorea, Rhabditida, Rhabditidae. The record is from the annotation of a GenBank genome assembly.
AUGGCGUCGGUUCAAUACGCUCGCCAGACUGAACGAGUCAAUUUGCUUGAUGACGUUGACAGUGAUGGAGAUGACACAAAAACAGAAAGCAAUGGACACUUUUGGCCACGCGAUUUGGCAAACGCGAAUCAUGCUGAAACCGGACUGAUCGAUGAGGAAGGAAAGGUUCCAGGAUGCGUUGCUUCUGCCAACAAAUCGAUUAGAAUGGCAUUCUUGCGCAAAGUUCUCGGAAUUGUCUCGUUCCAGCUCAUCAUGACAAUUGGGAUCUGCACAGCGAUCUACAAUUUGCCCGACUCGAAAAACUUGGUGGCUCGACAGUAG